GGAAGAGGAGGAGGAGUGACGAGGAGUAGGGUCAAUGGUGGCGGAGGGCGACGGUGGUGAUUGUGGUGCGGAGUUUCGGUGGCUGCAAGAAGGGGAGGACGAGGAAGUCGCGAUGGCGAUGGUGUCUGUGCCGGGGGCGGCUGGGGAUGGGGCUCCCGGCGCGGCCAAUAACGGGGGGAAGUUGUUGAGCAGGAAGCGGAAUUUGAAAGUUCCUAGGGUUUCUGGAGAACCAACUUUGAAGAGCUUGCAAGUGCAGGUGAAGCGGUUGGAGCAGCAGCGGGAGUUUCUCAGUCUGCUUAGGCCGGUAUUGGCGUCGGAUGUGCCGGAUGUUGGCGCUGCGUACGCGGACGUGGAACUCCAGGCUUGUGACGGCUCCCCUGUCUACGCACACAAAGCCGUGCUGGCCGUAAAAUCAAAAGAGUUUCAUGAGGCUUUCCGUGCUAAUGCGGACGUGAAGGUUAUAGAGGUUUCGGAGAUGACCCCCCAAGAGCUAAAAGUUUUCGUAACUUUUCUUUACACUGGAACUAUAAGCAAUAAUAUCAGUUUGGAGUGUAUGCCGACCUUCUUUCGCGCGGCAGAAAAAUAUAAGGUUCAGUUCCUGGCUGAAGUUUGCGAGGAUACCUUGGUUUCGAAUCUUUCAAGACAGAAUGCUAUAUCAACUUUCGAUAUUGUUAAAAAGCAUUGUUCGAGUGCUGUUAGAGAAUCUGUGCUGGUGAAAGCUAUGAAGAUGGGAGAAAUAUCAACUUACGAUGAAUACAAGCAUUACACUCAAAAAGAUCCUGGUUUAUUGUUAGAGUUGUAUGAGCUGCUGUCAGAGCGCAUAGGACCGUUACUUGCCAAAAGACGGCGGAUUUCUACAGACAUUGGGACCAGCGAGCAGGACGGAGUGAACAAUGCUUUCAUUCUAUAUGACGGAUGCGACGGCAAAUCUGACAGCGAUGAUGAGAGCAGUGAAGACCACUUACGAGCAGAUGAAAGAGAGAUGAAGCCUGAAAACGAGAUUGCAUCUGGAGCAGUGAUGCUGCUUAAUGGAUCUUCUCGUGAUGGCGGCAACGGUUGCAGCAGCGCUGGAGGCGGUGUAUUCUGGCAAGGGGGACAACCCAUACCUCCUCAACAUGGUAGAACGUACUCUGCCGGGUACGAUAGGGCACCAGGUCCCAGGCCCACCUAUGACGGCCAAAUGAUGUCUCCUGCCUAUGUGGUUCCUCCGUAUUUGUCCCCAAUGCACAUGGGUGGUUCUCUUCCAAGAGGUGGCUUUGUUGGAGCUGGCGCUCAAGGAGCACUGGGGAUGAUGGAACGACCUGUUGGUGGGGACGAGCUUAUGGUUCAGGAUACAAGGGGAAAGAAGCUUCCAGUAGAGGCUCAAACGAAGAUUGAGGGGCGACGUGGUCAGAACUGGACCAACUGUGAAGUGGAGGCUUUGAUUGCUUUGAGGGGUGAAAUGCACGAAGAGUUUGAAAGAAACAAGCAAAAACAGGGAGUUAAUACCUGGAACAAACUUCAUGCAAGAAUGCUCGGUGUAUGUAAAGGAUUUCGGAAGAGUGCGAAUGCUUGUAAGAAGAAGUACUCGAUACUUUACAACGAAUACAAAAAGGAUAGAGAAUGUGCGAAGGAUAUCAACAACGAUGCUUUUGUUGCUGGUGGAUUGCCUAGGAGCAAAAAGUGUGCAUUUUUUGAUCAGAUGGACAUGUGGUAUCAAAAUAGGCCAAGAUUGAAGAUUGAUGCAAAUCAAGGGGAGCAUUUAGAGAGUCCAUGCACGAGUGCAGACGAUGUAGAUCUGAAGGAAGAGUAGGAUAAGAAGCUUAGAAUCUAAGAUGCACACAGCCACCUGGUACAAAUAUAUUCUGAGCAUGAAGCAUGAGUUGGAUCGUGGGUAGGAAUACUUGGUACGGUUCGGUUUCAAAGUCAGACCCUGAUGGGUCCACAUUUCCUUUAGGUGUGCUUGAUAGAAAGUCCCCUUUUGUCAGCAGAGAACUUCAGAUCAAGGAAUGCAGUUAUUUUAGAGAAAAGACUAAGAUGGAUUCUUUAGGAAGGAUAAGUUAAUGCACAAUUCUAUAGUUCUGUUUGGAGUGGUACACUGCUGCCUUGGAUGCAAACUGUAUAUUAUGCUACAGUUGUACAUUUCCAGUUCUUUAAUCAACUCGUGUGAUCUGGGAGUAUUCUGCA
Molecule: messenger RNA, 2166 nt
Organism: Physcomitrium patens
Lineage: Eukaryota; Viridiplantae; Streptophyta; Bryopsida; Funariales; Funariaceae
Molecular function (GO): protein binding
Source: RefSeq, a predicted model, not a curated record